GGUACUGCACGUGCUGCAGCUGAGAAUUCAAAGUGUUUCGAUGCAGCUUGAAACCUUAUACCAGCGAAAAGUAAACGCAGCGUGAACAAGGAUACUACACGUUAUUCGUGUUUCACCCCCAGCCUCACGGAUACGGGUCCGGGUCCGGGUCCGAGUCAGCUGAGCGCCGCGUUUAUUAAUAUUCACACUGCGCUACUUCCUACUUCCUCGAGUCGAGGCAGAGCAGAGGCUCCUCGCCGGACACACGGCCACGGAGAAACACACACCGCGAACGCGUUCCGACACAACUGAAGCGCUCGAAAAUUCUGAGGAUGGCGCUAGCCGGCGGCUCGGACUCCGAGGAGGACGGCAAGACGGAGACGUUCCUGCUGCGAGCCGUGAAGAUCGCCUUCGUGGUGGCGCUCUACUGGUUCGUGUCCAUCACCAUGGUGUUCCUCAACAACUACCUGCUGGACAGCCGCGAGCUGAACGCGCCGCUCUUCGUGACCUUCUUCCAGUGCGUCGUGUCCGUGUUGCUCUGCCUGGCCAUGAACGCGCUGUCGGCGCUCUGUCCGAACCUCGUGGACUUUCCCUCGGUGCGCUUCGACCCGAAGGUGUCCCGCGAGGUGCUGCCGCUGUCCGUCGUCUUCAUCGGCAUGAUCACCUUCAACAACCUGUGUCUGAAGCACCUGGGGGUGGCUUUCUACACCGUGGGCAGGUCGCUCAGCACCGUGUUCAACGUGCUCCUGUCCUACCUGAUCCUGAAGCAAACCACCUCUGUGUACGCGCUGCUCUGCUGCGGGGUUAUACUAGGGGGCUUCUGGCUUGGUGUGGACCAGGAGGGGGCACAGGGAUCACUUUCCUGGUCUGGGAUUCUAUAUGGGGUCCUGGCCAGCAUGUGUGUGUCCCUAAAUGCAAUCUACACAAAGAAGGUGAUGCCAGUGGUGGACGGAAGUAUAUGGAAGCUGUCAUACUACAACAACAUCAACGCCUGCGUGCUCUUUGUGCCGCUCAUUUUAAUCUUUGGUGAAAUGGCGAAAGUGUACAGUUCCACUCGACUAGGUGACUGGCAUUUCUGGGGUAUGAUGACAGUGGGAGGUGUGUUCGGCUUUGCCAUCGGCUACGUUACAGGCCUUCAGAUCAAGUUCACAAGCCCGCUGACGCACAACGUAUCAGGCACAGCUAAGGCCUGCGCGCAGACAGUAUUGGCAGUCAUCUUCUCUGCCAGCAUCAAGAGCUUCUUGUGGUGGACAAGUAACAUGAUGGUCCUGGGUGGCUCCUUUGCUUAUACCUGGGUAAAAGGGAUGGAAAUGAAAAAGGUCCAGGAAGAGCCGCAGUGCAAGACCAAAGCAGAAAAAAGUGGCUCCGGUGUAUAACGGAUGCAAACGUGAGCUCAUGAUGUGAAAUGAAUGUUUCAACCAGGACCUCAUUUAUAAUUACUUUGAAGGAUUGAUGGCCUUACUCUCUUAAUGAGGAUUGUUAAAAAAUUGUUUGCAAAUAGAUCUUUUUUUAAAAAAUAAAAAAUAUUUUAUAUAUAUGUAUAAAAUUAAUACAGUGGCGAGAGACUAUUUUACAGGGUUGGUGCACUUUUAUUUUUUCGUCUGAAGAUGAUCUGUCUGAUUCACCAGUUUAUUUAUAUUGGUUAUAAGGUUUAUAUUUGGAAAUAAUUUUGGUUUACAUGUCGGAUGCAAAGGACAUGUUGGAAGUUUCAAACUGAGUUUUUCUUUGCGUUGAGCAAUAAAUGGUCAGAUUUUCAUUAGCUGUAAUUUUAAUGUAUGUUCCUGACAAGAAUUUUUUGUUAAGCUGGUGGAACCGCUUACAGAAAAUUGACUGAAAAAAGGAAUUUUCCAUGUAUACAUUGUAUACCAGCGUUUUUGGAGUGAACACAAAAGAACAAUCUAAACACUAUGGGUUAAAGCUUUUAUCUUUUCUGGUUGUGGAUAAAAGUUGAAUUAAGGCUUUUAUGUUUCAUCUGAGAUGGUUUUUAAAAGAGAAAAAUAUUAUUUUGAAC
This is a messenger RNA of Scleropages formosus (Asian bonytongue), 1990 nucleotides long. It is a transcript of the gene slc35c1, whose product is annotated as solute carrier family 35 member C1. Lineage: Eukaryota; Metazoa; Chordata; Actinopteri; Osteoglossiformes; Osteoglossidae. The record is from RefSeq and is a predicted model, not a curated record. The transcript has 3 exons. The coding region runs from base 312 to 1355 and encodes 347 amino acids.